Colletotrichum phormii is the source of this 1389-nucleotide messenger RNA. RefSeq names its product C4-dicarboxylate transporter/malic acid transporter. The record is from RefSeq and is a predicted model, not a curated record. Bases 1 to 1389 code for a protein of 462 amino acids. Gene Ontology annotation, biological process: malate transmembrane transport. The transcript has a single exon. NCBI's taxonomy places the organism in Eukaryota, Fungi, Ascomycota, Sordariomycetes, Glomerellales, Glomerellaceae. Gene Ontology annotation, cellular component: membrane. Gene Ontology annotation, molecular function: malate transmembrane transporter activity.
AUGGAUCGGAGAGAUCCCCAACACUCGGCUUGGACCGAAUCCGAGAUGUCGACACGCAAGAACUCGGCAGAGUGGCAGACUUCCAGACCAAACUCACCCAAGUUGGCACCACUGGACCUCGGAUUCGUCGACGAGAAGAAGGGCAAGGAGAACGAGAAGGACGGCUACAACACAUCCAUCACGCCCGUCGUGGAAAAGGGAACGACACCUCACGGCGCCGCUCAUGGCCACCUGCGCGAUGUUCCCGGCCUCGGAAUGAUCGACAUCAACGACCCCAACCGCCCGAGGAUGGGCUGGAAGGCGCGUAUUCACCACUUUACCUGGGCGUGGUACACCCUCACCAUGAGCACGGGAGGUCUCGCGCUCCUCAUCUUCGCACAACCUCAUCAGUUCCCCGGACUGAGGCAAAUCGGUACCGUCGUCUAUGUCAUCAACAUCAUCCUCUUCGUCCUCGUCUGCUCCGCCAUGUUGACAAGAUUCUUCCUUUACCCCGGAGAUAUGAAGAAGUCCCUGACGCACGAACGUGAGGGUUUCUUCUUCCCAACUUUCUUCCUGUCCAUCGCAACGCUCAUCACCAGCACGAACCGAUACGCCAUCCCCGAGAACGAUGAGACCCUUGUCUGGGCCAUCCAGGUUGCCUUCUGGGGCUACCUCAUCGUCACGCUCAUGUUGGCCAUCGGCCAGUACAGCUUCGUCUUUGCUAGGCACAACUUUGGUCUCCAGACCAUGAUGCCGACAUGGAUUCUGCCCAUCUUCCCCAUCAUGCUUACUGGCACCAUCGCCUCCGUCAUCGCCGACACCCAGCCCGAGAUCGCGGCGGUACCUAUUGUCAUUGCCGGCCUCACUUGCCAGGGUCUUGGUCUGUCCGUCGCCGUUCUCAUGUACGCACACAUGGUCGGCCGCCUCAUGUCCGCAGGUCUCCCUCACCGUGAGCAUCGCCCUGGUCUGUUCAUGAACGUCGGUCCCCCGGCCUUCACUGCUCUCGCUCUCAUCGGCAUGGCCAACGGACUCCCCAACAACCUCGACCCUGACCGUGAUGGAAUCAUUAUCGACGCCGGUAUCAUCAGGACCAUCGCUCUUAUGAGCGCUAUCUUCCUUUGGGCGUUGGCUGCCUGGUGGUUCGGCAUUGCGACCAUCGCCGUCAUCUCAUCGCCGCCUGUCUACUUCCACUUGGGUUGGUGGGCCAUGGUCUUCCCCAACACGGGUUUCACUCUCGCCACCAUCACCAUCGCCAACCAACUAGGCAACGAGGCGGUGAAAUGGUUCGCAACAGGAAUGAGUGUCUGUCUACUCGGAGCUUACUGCUUCGUUCUGUACCACCACAUCAGGGCGGUUGUUAUCCAAGACAUCAUGUACACCAUGAGAGACGAGGACUACAACGACCACUGA